AAAUUGGGCCGCCCCGAGCGCGCGCGGUCUUUUUCUCGAGGCGCCCCUCGCUCGGAGCGUGUCAGUGCGGCUCCGCCUGCCCCUCUCGGUCCUGCGGUCGGCCGUCUCCCGGCGUAGUGCGGAGCGAGGCCUGGCGGCCCCUGCUCGAGGCCCGCGUCGUCAUGGCCGCGGUUCCCGAGUUGCUGCAGCAGCAGGACGAGGACCGCAGCAAGCUGAGAUCAGUGUCUGUGGACCUGAAUGUGGACCCCUCCCUUCAGAUUGACAUACCUGACGCGCUCAGCGAGAGAGAUAAGGUCAAAUUCACAGUGCACACCAAGACCACACUGCCAACAUUUCAGAGCCCGGAGUUUUCUGUUACAAGACAGCAUGAAGAUUUUGUGUGGCUUCAUGACACACUUAGUGAGACAGCAGAGUACGCGGGGCUUAUUAUCCCACCUGCACCCACCAAACCAGACUUUGAUGGACCGCGAGAGAAGAUGCAAAAGCUAGGAGAGGGUGAAGGUUCUAUGACCAAAGAAGAAUUUGCUAAAAUGAAGCAAGAACUAGAGGCUGAGUAUCUCGCUGUCUUUAAGAAGACUGUGUCCUCUCAUGAAGUCUUUCUCCAACGACUUUCUUCUCAUCCUGUGCUCAGUAAAGAUCGCAACUUUCAUGUUUUCCUGGAAUAUGAUCAGGAUCUAAGUGUCAGGCGGAAAAAUACCAAAGAGAUGUUUGGUGGCUUUUUCAAAAGUGUGGUGAAAAGCGCUGAUGAAGUCCUGUUUUCUGGAGUUAAGGAGGUAGAUGACUUCUUUGAGCAAGAGAAGACCUUCCUCAUUAACUAUUACAAUAGAAUCAAGGAUUCCUGUGGAAAAGCUGACAGAAUGACCAGAUCUCAUAAAAAUGUGGCAGAUGACUAUAUCCACACUGCAGCCUGCCUGCACAGCCUGGCUUUGGAAGAGCCCACGGUCAUUAAAAAGUACCUGUUGAAGGUUGCUGAACUAUUUGAAAAACUUAGGAAAGUAGAGGGUCGAGUGUCAUCCGACGAAGACUUGAAGCUGACAGAGCUCCUCCGGUACUACAUGCUCAACAUAGAGGCCGCAAAGGACCUCUUGUACAGGCGAACCAAAGCCCUCAUUGACUACGAGAACUCCAACAAGGCCCUGGACAAAGCCCGCUUGAAAAGCAAGGAUGUUAAGUUGGCUGAGGCACACCAGCAGGAAUGCUGCCAGAAGUUUGAACAGCUGUCCGAGUCUGCGAAAGAAGAACUGGUAAAUUUCAAGCGGAAGAGAGUGGCCGCAUUUAGAAAGAAUCUAAUUGAAAUGUCUGAACUGGAAAUAAAGCAUGCCAGGAACAACGUCUCCCUUUUGCAGAGCUGCAUAGACUUGUUCAAGAACAACUGAUCUACCCUUCCUCUGAAGGAAGGAAAUGAAUGUGAAGAAAACCAGCAUCACUUGCACUUAAUCAUUACCAUGGAAGAUUUAUUAACCUUGACUUUAGUUAAAAAAAAAUUAUGUGAAAUAUUUUUGAUUUCUAAAAAUCUUAACACUUAAACCAUGUUGGUUUAAGAUAUUUCUAUUGCAUGCUAUUGGGACAUAACUAAUCUCUUCCUUAUGCAUCAAUACCUCAAAGUGGGUAGGUCUAAGUACUGGAUUCUUCUGUAGUUUUGUCAUUUGUUACAAGAGGGUGUAGGAGACAUGUGCCUUCUGGAAACAAAUGCAGGCAAUCGCCGGCACGUGCUCUUGAGGUCCACGUGCUCGGGUCCUCACACACCAACCUAGUCAGCAAGGCGCCGUUACACAAGUAGGUAACAGACAUUCCAUUGUUGUACUACAUUAUUCUCUGUCCCUCAUGGUUCUUUAGUCAUCCAGAGUGUUUGUACUAGAACAGUCUCGGAUAAAUCUUUGUAUUCCCCUUGCAGCUCCAUUUUUGUAGUUGAGAUUUGAAAUACCUAAGGGGAAAUGUGUCCUUGGGUACGCACGGCGACAAAUGUGGCUACAAGAAGAUGGGAGCUCCCUGCCUGCCAUGCUGGGGGCGCGGGUGGGCUUGGUCUUCAAUAAAGCAUACGUAAGAGACUGUG
Molecule: messenger RNA, 2053 nt
Organism: Ochotona curzoniae (black-lipped pika)
Lineage: Eukaryota; Metazoa; Chordata; Mammalia; Lagomorpha; Ochotonidae
Gene: SNX5
Product: sorting nexin 5
Exons: 14
Coding region: 162-1376 (404 amino acids)
Biological process (GO): intracellular protein transport; pinocytosis
Cellular component (GO): endosome
Molecular function (GO): phosphatidylinositol binding; dynactin binding
Source: RefSeq, a predicted model, not a curated record